This is a messenger RNA of Sphaerodactylus townsendi, 4908 nucleotides long. RefSeq names its product cytochrome P450 7B1. The coding region runs from base 232 to 1725 and encodes 497 amino acids. The transcript is spliced from 6 exons. Gene Ontology annotation, biological process: bile acid biosynthetic process; cholesterol homeostasis. The record is from RefSeq and is a predicted model, not a curated record. Gene Ontology annotation, molecular function: steroid hydroxylase activity; oxidoreductase activity, acting on paired donors, with incorporation or reduction of molecular oxygen; iron ion binding. Lineage: Eukaryota; Metazoa; Chordata; Lepidosauria; Squamata; Sphaerodactylidae.
CGGGAGGGCUGGGAAAUAACCCUUGCCUCGCUUCGUGAGGCCGAGGAGGAGAAAGGAGUUCCCGCUGGACCCGCCCACAGUUUCUCCUGCUUCGGAAGGAGAGCAAAGGGCCGAGGCUCUGAGGGCUGCCCGCUCCAAACUCCCUGAGACGCUGCAGGGGAGCGAAAGCGAGGGGCGAACUUUCCCUGUCGGGGAGGGCGGCGCAGUGAGCUCCGGAGCGGCACCCCAGAGAUGGGCCUCCUCGACGUCCUCGGCCUGACGCUGGCUACCGCUCUGGCGCUCUGUGCGCUGUGCGUACUUGCCAGGAGGAGAAGAAGGAGACCAGGAGAGCCUCCAUUAGUCAGUGGCUGGAUUCCAUUCUUGGGAAAGGCCUUGGAUUUCCGAAAAGAUCCUUCCAAGUUUUUGCUGUCCUUGCAACAAAAAUAUGGUGAUAUUUUUACAGUGCAUAUUGCUGGCAGAUACAUUACAUUUUUAAUGGAUCCAGUGAUGUAUAGUUCUGUGCCCAAAAACAGCAAGUAUCUGGAAUUUCAAGAGUUUGCUGAUUCCUUGUCGUCUCGAACAUUUGACCAUCCACCUCUAAUAAAAGGAGAUUUCCCAGGCCUAAAUGAAUAUGUGCAUAGGAAUUACCAGUUACUUCUAGGCAAGCCAUUGGAUACACUCUCUGACAACAUGAUGACAAAUCUCCAAUCAAUAUUUAAAAGGCAGUUCUCUCAAGUAACAGAUUGGAAAGUGGGAAAACUAUACAAGUUCUGCAGCUCUGUAAUGUUUGAAGGCAGUUUUAUAACACUGCAUGGAAGAGAUCCUAGUGCAAACAGCCACAAUAUUAUUGGUGCAAUUGAAGAAAAAUUUACCAAGUUUGAUGCCAGAUUUUCAUAUUUAGCUGCAAACAUUCCAAUUGAAUUGUUAGGAGGAACCAAGAGGAUCCGCAAAGAACUCAUUGAUAUAUUUUUACCCACCAGCACUGCAAAAUGGGAGGGAGUUUCUGAAAUUAUUGAAGGCAGAAAAGAGAUGUUUGAGGCAUUUGAGGGCCUCAGAGACUAUGACAAAGCAGCACAUCAUUUUGCCUUCAUGUGGGCCUCUGUGGGAAACACGAUUCCAGCUACAUUCUGGGCCGUGUAUUAUCUUCUGCGGCACCCAGAAGCUCUUGCAGUGGUGCGUGACGAAAUUGACCAUUUGCUGCAGUCAACAGGUCAAGAGAGAGGGCCUGGAUGCCACAUCCACAUCACCAGAGAACAAUUGGACAACCUGGUCUACCUAGAGAGCGCUUUAAAUGAGAGUUUUCGAAUCUGUUCAGCUUCCAUGAAUAUCCGCAUCGUCAAGGAAGAUUUUAUCUUUAAGCUUGAAGGAAAUCAGGAAGUCAGAUUGAGAAAAGAUGACUGGGUAGCAAUUUAUCCUCCUAUUCUUCACAUGGACCCGGAGGUCUAUCAGGAUCCUAAGAAAUACAAAAUUGACCGUUACGUAGAAAAUGGAAAGAAGAAAACUACGUUUUACAAACGGGGAAAGAAGCUGAAAUAUUUUUUGAUGCCUUUUGGCUCUGGUACCAGCAUGUGCCCCGGCAGGUUCUUUGCAAUGAAUGAAGUAAAGUUGUUUAUUAUUUUGUUGUUGGUUUAUUUUGAAGCAGAAAUAAUAGAAGAGAAGCAACUAGGAUUUGAGAAAAAUAGACUGGGACUUGGUAUUGCCUUACCAGUCUCUGAUAUUUCCUUUCGUUUCAAGCUGAGGCCUUGAGAUACUGAUUCAUCUGUGAGCAUUACAAAUUCCCUAUCCUGAUUUGUUCUGUAUUCCUCUUUGAAAUGCAAUAUGGCCUUGAUCUGUUUCUUGUGUCUUUACUGUUAAGGAUAAUGUUUGUCACUUCAGUUGAAGUUAUUGGAUGAUAUCACAGUGUGUGUGUGUGAAUCCUGUUUAUACUAUGUUGUGGGUGUUUGAGUACUUUAUGAUGUAAAGAUUUGGGAUUCUAGCCCCAUCGGAAGGUAACUGACAUGCCACUAAAGCUGAAAUCCUAAAUACAUUUGCUAGGAAGUAGGUUUUGUAGAUUGCAGUGUGGCUUAAUUAAGAUUAUGCUGACAAAGGUAGAGGGGCAGUACAUAGAGGGGCAGACCUACCCAUGGUUUACACAUUUUAAUUGGGUAUUGAUAGAAGACAUGACUUCAGAGAACCAACUGCAUUCUCAAGGACCCUUUUGAUGAAUGACUCAGGUAUUGCUGGUCUUACUGGGCUAACUGGUGAUGGUUUUGGUCAGCCUUUUUUUUAGUUGAUCGUAAGGGAUACAGUUGAGAUCAAAAUAAAGUUUUAUUGCUGUUGAGUACUUCUUUUACAAUAGUAGAUAAGUAGAAUAAAUAACAAAUGAUUAUUUGGUGAGGUCCAACUCAAGCUAUUUUGCCAGUCCAGAAACCCACACCAGAUAAUGCAAGAAAUACGCUUCUAGAUAUUUCAUAUGCAUGUAUCAUCAGAGCCUCUAAAGUGGGCAGCACAAUCCAAAUGGUGGAGGGAACGUGGCAACCCAGGAUAGCACAAUGUAGACGGUCCUGUGCCACCUCCAAAGGAGCUUUGCAUGGCAGAGAAAGGAGGGAAAUUUUAAGAAACCCUUCUGUCACCUGAAUCACCCUAUUGGGGAAACAGGUGUAAGGUGAAGUGUUCAUGUGGCAUGAGUCUGCUGGAUUGGAGGGUGGUGUUUCUGGGCUAGAGGGGCAAUGGAAGUCGUCUAAAGUCGGCUCCACCCCCAGAAAUGCCCCUGGCCCACCCCUUUUGCAUCAACAUCUACUCAGAUGCCAGUGUAGCUCCCCGGCAGUGCCCACUUCUGAGUUUGGCUGUCACAGAACUGUGCAGCACCCAUGUCGGUGUCUUUGCUCCGUCUACCAGCAUGGACACCCCUUAUGCCAGCGGAGUGGGAGGAUGUCUAGCACAAUCCUCUGCCACUCCCAAAUGCCAUCUGAAUUGGGUCACAAGACCACCAAGAUAACUGAAAUUGGUUGUUUAGCUUAGAAAAGGUGAGUAAGGAGAGACAUGAUAGAGGUCUCUAAUAUGAGCCAUGUUGGAGUAAGUGGACUAAGUAAACUAGAAGAAGAGGUGUUUCAAUUUAUAACCCCUUUCUCUCCUGUAAGGAGACUCAAAGGGGCUUACAAACUCCUUUCCUCUCCCCACAACAGACACCUUGUGAGGACAGAGGGUGGGGCUAAGAGAGUUCUGAGGAAACACAACAUGACAUGCCUCUGAAGGUGCCAGCCACAGAUGUGGGUGAAAUGUUAGGAACAAAAACUACCAGACCACAGCUGCACACCCUGGAAAACCCACAACAGCCAAAUUGAUUUCACUAUGUUAGUACUAGCAAUGUAUGACUUCUACCAGGCAAACUCUUUCCACCUAUCCAUUAACAUAUAGGGAUUGCAUUUUAAUGCAUGAGCAUCUCAGGUAUCUCUCCGAUGAUGGCUGAAGCAUUUAAAAAUAUGGUUGAUUUACAGUGCAACACAAAGUUUAAGACUAGCUGGUGUACUGAAUAAUAUCUUGGUUGCAGUUGAUAUUCCUGUACUUGAAAAAAAAAGUAUGUUUUCGUAUGUGACACUGAUGUUAAUAUUAGGUACUGAUAAUAUGAGAAGGCUGUGGGCAAAUAUGAGAUACUGCUUAAUUCACAACUUCACAAUCCAGCUUAUAGGUUACUCUCUGUUAUUACGGAGCAAGAGGAAAUGUUGGUAUCAUUACUGUGUUGACUAUAGACAUUGUUGUAUAAAUGUAAGCUGUAAAAUGCCUCCUGCUACAGUUAUGAUGAAUCCUCCUUUGGCACCCUUUAGUAGCAACUGUGAAAAAUGAAAUCAGGUAUUUGUUUUAAACAUGACCUGUAUUUUGACUCACACUGUGCUUUCAGGAGUUUGAAAUUUAAAUAUCAUAAUAUAAUAUGAUGGAAUGCAAUGGCACUCUGUCAAAGUUAAAGGCAAAACAUACAUCAGAUUAAUCACUGAUCAGUUGCUGCAAUGUCUCUGUGGAAACCAAUGAAAAAAUGGCAAAAUCUGUGGAAAAGAUCUUCAAAAGCACAAUUGGCUGUUUGGAGCCCAGCUGCCAUUCAAACUAUCUCUGCACACAGACUAAACUAGUAGGCAGAGCCUGAACUCUAAAAAAAGACUUGUAGGAUUUUAAAAUAUAUUUUGCAAGAUUGCUGGUUAGUGGAAAUCGUCCCAACAGCCCACUCACUGUAACAUGAUUGCCUUGACAAGAUUUGUGUUUUCUUAAAAUGUUCAGUGGCAGGCAGAAAAUGACAUGGCCACUUCAAAGGAUGACAGGUAGAAUAACACAGUAUUUUUGGUGAAAAGAGAAUGCAUGGACCAUCCAUGCAUUCUCUUAUGAUUACAAUCUUAAAGAUGCAUGGACACACUGUAGUUGAACAUUUCUCUAUAAUGCAAGUAAAUUCUGGAACAGUAUAUAAAUUAACAUAUCCUUGACAAUUCACAGAAAUCAAGAGUCUGAUUUCUAACAUCUUGUAGAGAUGUUUUCCCAGAGGGUCUCUUCACAAUGACUGUGACAAAAAACUUGUGUUCACUUUCUGUUCCUAACAGAUUUGAAGUGUAAAACAGCAUAUCAGUGCAGCUAUUUUUUCUCUUAUGAACAAAAUGAAAUUGAUUCAUUUUAUUUAGUUACUUUGAUUACGAACUGUUUUGAUGUUCUAAAACUGACAUUUAUAAACUCUAUGGUAUGUUUUACUUUUCAUUAUUUGUAUAUUAUGACAAAAAAGAUACAUGUGGACAUUGCUCUGGAAGAAAAUUAAAGCUAAAUUGUUUUACAGAACUUGUUUGGUGUUUCAGAAUAACCUGUAUAUUUUUAUUAUCAAGUAUCUUCCUUGUUCUGGGCAUCAAAAUAACAUUUUUUUAAUGCAUCAUGCCCUAGUUGGGAAAUUUUCUUGGCUGACCAAUUAAAAUGCUUAUU